Molecule: messenger RNA, 681 nt
Organism: Cottoperca gobio
Lineage: Eukaryota; Metazoa; Chordata; Actinopteri; Perciformes; Bovichtidae
Product: C-type mannose receptor 2-like
Exons: 5
Coding region: 1-681 (226 amino acids)
Source: RefSeq, a predicted model, not a curated record
AUGCUUCUGCAGCUGCUCAGCUUUGCUGCUCUUCUUGCUUGUGCCCAUUGCCAGUGUCAGCCGGGCUGGAGGGAGUAUGAGAAUAAAUGUUACUUAUUUUCCGCUGAUAAAAAGUCAUGGACGGAGGCUAACGCCUUUUGUUCGUCUCAGAGCGGCAACCUGAUGAGUAUUCUGGACAUUCAUGAGAGGUUGUGGAUGAGAACACAAAUUGGCACAGAAAUCUACUGGAUUGGCCUGAACGACCAUGUCUCAGAAGGAGUCUAUGAGUGGAGUGAUGGGAGCCCUUUCAUACCAUACUUAUCAUACUGGAAGACCGGCCAGCCUGACAACUGGGGCGAUGAGCCCGGAGAGGACUGUGGGCAGGUGUUGGGAGCGAACGAUGGACAGUGGAACGAUGAGAACUGCAAUGCUAAGAGGAAAUAUAUCUGCAAGCACGUCAAUCCGAAUCCUGGCCCUCAGUGUGACUUAGCUAACGGCUGGAGACAGUACGGCUCUAACUGCUACAAGCUGAACGCGAACACCAGGAAGAGUUGGAUGGCAGCGAGACAUGACUGUGUGCAGGAGGGAGGAGACCUGGUGUCCAUCACCUCAGCAGAAGAAGAGCUGUACGUCACAGGAACACUGGACCCAUCAUGGAUUGACCUCUGGAUCGGGCUUUCCACACUGGUGAGAGGAACAUAG